Molecule: messenger RNA, 5607 nt
Organism: Coccinella septempunctata (seven-spotted ladybird)
Lineage: Eukaryota; Metazoa; Arthropoda; Insecta; Coleoptera; Coccinellidae
Exons: 1
Coding region: 1-5607 (1868 amino acids)
Biological process (GO): DNA integration
Molecular function (GO): nucleic acid binding
Source: RefSeq, a predicted model, not a curated record
AUGGAAGACAGUAAACAGGACAAGAUUGAGACGAAAUUGAACCAUGGAAGGAAACGACGGGAAAACGCCGGCACGCGUUCUCUUGAUCCCAAUUAUGAGUGGCCAACGAGUUUUGGAAGAAUGAAUGCGCUUGCGAAGGAUAAUGAUGUUAGAGAAACCCUUGAGAAAGACAUCAUGACAUCCCACCAGACAGCAAGUUCCGUUCAUACAACGAAAUCGAAACACUCAAAUUCCAGAAGUGAUAUCCAAAGGAAGAAACUUGCCUUUGAAACGGAAAAACAAAAGAUGGAAAUAGAAAAUAGAAUGAUGGAAAUGGAAAUGCAAAUGAAGAAAGAAAAAAUGAAGUUGAAGUUAAUCGAGAUGGAGAGUGCAGUGAAAGAAGCUGAAAUCAUAGAAAUGGAAGAUACAAGUUCAGAAUUAACUUCAGCAGCGACAAAAUCGACGAAUCGAGGCAGGUUGAAUGCAAAUUUUUAUUCUGAAAAUAUAAUUCGUAAUCCUGUUGAAGAACGUCACUCUUCAAAAUACCCUCCAGUGUCUACAACUAUACACAAUCAGGAGUUAGACAAAAAUCAGAUUGUUUCGGACUGGGUCAAUGCUAUAAAUCCCAGUCAAAUUGAUGAUUACCCGAACCCUGUUAUUCAAAAUAAGGUUGAAUCAGAUGUUGAUAAACUUUGCAAAGCCUUGAGUGAAGUUUUGAGAACUGUUAAUCCAGCGCCCACAAAAGUGAAACCUGAUGCCUUUUUUGCACGACAAUCUAUAGAAAGAGAAUGUCCAAUAUUUGAUGGAAAAUCAGAAGACUGGCCGAUAUUCAUCUCUCAUUUCAGGAAGAUAUCCACAAUGUGCGACUAUACAAAGGAAGAGUCAAUGAUGAAAUUACAGAAAUGUCUGAGGGGAGAAGCAAAACAAGCCGUUGCUGGUAUGAUGAUCAGUCCUGAAAACAUUGAACAAGUAAUUAAGACUCUUGAAAUGAGAUUUGGUAUACCGGACCAAAUUAUUGAUACAAUUCUGGAUAAAUUGAAAACCUUCUAUCCAAUUCGCGAAAAUGAUAUGGAAAAAAUCAUACAAUUCGCAAGUCAUGUGAACUCAUUAGUCAGCACGAUAAAAUCAUUAAAUUAUGAUGCCCAUCUGCAGAAUCCCAGUGUUUUGAAAAUGAUGUUACGGAAAUUACCUGAUAUGUUGAAACUUCGUUGGGGCGAGGAAAUUUUGAAGAAAAAUGGUGACGUUAAUCUUGAAGAUUUUGCCUUAUGGUUAAUGCAAAUAGCCAAUGCCGCAUGUUUUGUUACAACGCCCAGAACGUCAUAUGACACAAAAAAUACAUCGAGAACACAAAAUUUUUAUAAUAAGAAGAUCGAGAAGAUUUUGAUGAUAUCUACAUCACGAAACUCAAUGAAUUGUGGGUACUGCAGCAGUAACGGACACACAACAAAUAAAUGUGAAAACAUUGUAGCUGACGAUAUUGAAACCAGGUGGAAAACUGUAACGAAGAAUAAAUUAUGCUUUUCCUGUCUCAGAAACAAUCAUCAGGCAGUAAAAUGUCGGCUGAAGAAAAUUUGUGGCGUCAAUGGUUGUAAACGUUUCCAUCAUCGAUACUUACAUAAAGAUGAAACCACUAAGAUUCCAAACGAAGAAACUCAAGAAAAUGCAAGUCCUGUGAACUCUUAUGAACCACUCUUUACUACCAGAGAUGGUGGGAGUGUUCUGCUUAGAAUGAUAAAUGUCAAAAUUUUUGGUAAUGGCAGAAUAAUACAUACAGUCGCCUUGUGUGAUGAAGCAUCUUCUGUUAGCCUAAUAGACCAUUCACUUCUUGAAGAUCUCAAUAUUCACGGGGAAGUCCAACCGUUAUGUGUUCAAUGGACCAACCAGAUGACAGCACGACACGAAGAUUCGAUAUGUGUUAAUUUGAAAAUUUCAGGAAACUAUGAAGAAGCCAAAACAUUCACAAUGAAAAACGUCCGCUCAGUAAAAAAUUUGUCGCUACCAAAACAACAUGUCUCAGCUUCAGAAUGGCAAAAAUUGUCAUUCUUGAAUGGAAUACCGCUAGAGGACAUAUGUGAACAGCCAAUGAUUCUUAUAGGGCAGGAUAACAUAAGACUUACUCUUCCUAGACGGAUCAUCCAAGGUCCUGAACAUCUACCAAUAGCAACCAAGACUCACCUCGGCUGGAUCCUUCAUGGGAAUACUUCCGGCAGGACAGAAGAAAAAUAUAUUUUUCAUAUAUGCGACAAUAAUCUUUCCGAUGAAAAAUUUCAUGUAUGCGACAAUCCGUAUUCAGACGAAAUGCUUCAUAAGUUAGUGAAAGAAUCAUUCACGUUGGAUGCCUUCGGUGUUUCGGCUUCAGCACAAACAAAAAGAGAUAAAGAAAAUGAUAGAGCUGUUGAUGUAAUGAAACGCACCAUAAAUCGAAUCGGGCAAAGAUUCGAAAUAGGACUACUUUGGAAAGAAGAUGAUAUGAAAUUACCAGGAAGUAAAUCAGUCGCCUAUCGAAGACUAUUAUGCGUCGAAAAACAGAUGCUGAAAGAUGAUAUCUUCAAAAAGAAAUAUUGCGAUAACAUCCAGAAAUACAUAGAUAAAGGAUAUGCACGCAAACUGACCGGAGAAGAAGCGAAGAAAGAAGGAGCAAGAACUUGGUACCUUCCUCAUUUUGGUGUAAUCAACCCACAUAAACCCCAGAAACUCCGACUUGUAUUUGACGCUGCAGCUAAAUCUCAUGGAAUAUCUUUGAACAGUAAUCUUCUUGCUGGUCCCGAUUACCUUCAAUCUCUAGUGGCAGUUUUGAUAAGAUUCAGGGAAAGAAAAGUUGCAUUUUCCAGUGACAUUCGAGAAAUGUUUCAUCAAGUCAGAAUAACAGAAAUAGACCAAGAUUCUCAACGGUUUUUGUGGAGAAACGGUGAAACAAAUCGACAUUGUGAUGUAUAUCAGAUGCAGGUCAUGACAUUUGGUGCUACGUGCUCCCCCACUUGUGCCCAAUAUGUAAAAAAUUGCAAUGCUCGUCAAGUUGGAACAUCGGAGAGAGUAAUAGAAGCAAUAACCAGACGUCAUUAUGUUGAUGAUUAUUUGGACUGUGUUGAUUCUCCUCUAGAAGCAUACAAUCUUAUAACAGAAGUAAGCAGAACACAAUCUGAAGCGGGUUUCGAAUUGGUGAAUUGGACUACCAAUUCAAAAGAACUGAUGAAAAUGAUGUCCUUCGAUGAAAAUCUAAAUAAAGAUCUGAACCUUGAUAUGGAGAUGUCUCUGCAAAGAGUUCUAGGACUGUCAUGGAGCUCAGCUGAAGAUAAACUCGUUUUCAAGUUGAAUUUCCAUCCUGAACAGAAUCGAGAGAGACCUACGAAACGACAUGUGCUGAGAAUAAUAAUGUCUGUUUUUGAUCCACUCGGUUUUCUUGUGAACUUCAUAAUUCGAGGCAGGAUUUUGGUCCAAGAUAUUUGGCGAAGUGGCAUUGGAUGGGAUGACUUCAUAGAUGACGACAUAUAUAAAACAUGGUUAUUAUGGCUAGCAGAUCUACAAAAAGUGAUCAGUUUAAAAAUUCCGCGGUGUUAUUCCCUUAAAAUUCCUGUAGCUGAAAGUAUCGAAUUGCAUGUCUUUUGUGAUAGCAGCAAAAAAGCGUUUGCAGCUGUUGCAUAUUUGCGAAUAAUACAUGCUUGCGGCAUAGACAUUUCAUUUGUAUUUGCCAAAGCCAGGGUUUCUCCAACCAAACCCAUAUCUAUUCCUAGGCUAGAAUUACAAGCAGCAGUAAUGGGAACCAGAAUAGCGAAGACACUCAAGAACGAACUUGAUAUUAAAAUUAAUCAAACAUAUUUUUGGACAGACUCGUCUACAGUGCUCUAUUGGAUUUGUAGCGAUGGAAGACAGUUGGGACAAUUUGAAUCGCAUAGAGUUGGAGAAAUUCAGGAAUCGUCCGAGACAAAAGAAUGGAAUUGGAUACCAACGAAACUCAACAUUGCCGAUCUAGCUACAAGGACAUACAAUGAAGAUGGUAGUAACUCUAUAAAUUUCGAAAAUUGGUUCCUAGGGCCGACGUUCUUACUCCAAAAAGACAAGACAAAAUGGCCAACAAAAAAUUUUUCUCGGAAUCCUUCCAGUGGAAACAAGGAAGAAUUUGAAAAUUGCGUUUUGACCAUCUUUCAAGAUCAAUCUGCACUACCAGAUAUAAAAAGAUUCUCUAAAUGGAUCAAAUUAAUAAGAGCCACUGCUAGAGUUUUAAAGUUCAUUAAAAUACUAAGGAACUCAAUAUCUUUGGAUAGCAGAAUCGAAAAAGCGCUGAAACUUGAUGACAUUCAAGAAGCUGAGGUUUUCUGGAUUAGACAGUGCCAAAAAGAAAGUUUCUCCGGUGAAAUCAUGGAAAUACAACGAAGACAAAAAAUUAAAAGACAAAGUAGACUUCGCAAUCUUAUGCCCAUGAUCGAUAGUAGAGGUAUUCUAGAGAUUCAGGGAAGAACUAAUUUGGCACCUUUCAUGAGAGAAUCUGCAAAGCAUCCAAUAAUAUUACCAAAUAAGCACCCCUUCACACGUCUCCUGAUACAGCAUUAUCAUGAAAAGUACGGACACCAAGGAAUUGAAUUAGUUCUCAAUGAAUUAAGGCAAAAUUAUUGGAUCAUAGACGGUCGCUCAGCUGUUAAAUCAGUCUUUGCCAGCUGUCAAUUUUGUAGAAUAAGGAGAGCUAAACCGCAAGUACCGUUGAUGGGACAGCUGCCAGUAGAAAGAUUAACACCCAGAGUGAAACCCUUUACAUUUACUGGAAUUGACUACUUCGGACCUCUAACUGUAACAGUUGGUAGAAGACACGAAAAGAGAUGGGGAGUUUUAUUCACUUGUUUGACGAUCCGAGCAGUCCAUCUCGAAGUAGCCCAUUCCCUUUCUACAGACUCAACAAUAAUGGCGUUGAGAAGGUUCAUAGCACGACGAGGACGACCAAAAACAAUUUUUUCGGACAAUGGCACAAAUCUACGUGGAGCUAUGGAUGAAUUAAAAAGAGCUAUUAGAAACAUUGACCAGAAUAAAGUUGAAAACGAUAUGCAGCUAAAAGAAAUCGAAUGGAAGAACAUUCCACCUGCAGCUCCUCACAUGGGGGGAGUAUGGGAACGACUUAUUCGUUCCGUUAAAAAAACCUUUCAUGUCAUUUUAGCGACACAAAGGUUAAAAGACGAACUAUUGUUGACACUCUUUGCUGAAAUUGAGAACAUGAUCAACACUAGACCAAUUACAAAAGUCUCUACAGAUCCAGAUGACUGGGAAGCUUUGACGCCAAAUCAUUUCCUCCUUGGAACCUCCAAUGGUGAUUGUUUUGGAGAAAUGGGAAAUAUAGAAUUGAAACGAGAAUGGAGGAAAGUACAAAGAAUUACAAAUGAGUACUGGAAAAGAUGGAUGAAGGAGUACUUACCAAGACUGACCAAGAGAAAUGUAUGGUGUAAUGAUAGUAAACCAAUCACGAAGGGAGAUAUUGUUAUAAUAAUUGAAGAUAAUGUCUUGAGAAGCUCUUGGAAAUUAGGCAGAGUUGAAGAAGUUUUUCCUGGUCCAGACGGUCGAAUAAGAGUAGCCAACGUCAAAACCAAAAAUGGAAUUUUAAAACGACCCGUAACAAAAUUAGCGAGAGUGAUAGAACAGACCUAA